GUUGCUACAAACCACAGCACCGGAGUGGAGCUGUUGGCCUCUCGUCGCUUUGCUACUCGUUUGUUGGUUGCUUCUCACUUCCUGCAUUAAUCUCUUGUUUUGUUUUUCCUUAUUUUUCCCACUCCUUCUGGUCUUUUUCUUUCUCCCCUUUCUUGUUGAUCCCUUCAUCAUCGUCACAAUAAUUAGCUACUUUCCUUUCUUUCCUCGGUGGUGUCUUCCCCUCCUCUCAUUUCCCCCAUCAUAAACUCUUUCGUGAGUGAAUGCGGCAGCGGCGGCGGCGACGUUUAAAAAUGUAAAAACUGGUGGCCUCUUCCACAACUGCUGUCAGUUGUGUGUUACCGCCCUAACUCAAUAUAUACACUCUCCACUGUACUUACACACAAUAUAAUAUAUUGUGUGUAUGUUGUGUGUGUGAGUGUAUGCCUGUGUGUGAACGGCAAGUGUCGAUAGACACUGCUCUCUCUGUUCCACACUCACUCUGUCACACAAACACACCGAACCAUCCAUUACACACACACACACACUGUGUGAAGUUCAAAUUAGAAGCUUAAGAAACGGGCCUUGCCACCAUUUUAUCCCAUCAUCAGCAUCUACUCACCUACCCAUCUAUUCCCUUUCUUAACUAGCCACCCUGUGUCGUCCUCUCUUCAUCAAACCUAUUCUGUCUGUCUGUCCAUCUGUUUUUGUCUUUCUAUCUUUCUAUCCAUCCUUCUUCUCUCUCCGUUUCUUGUCUACUUAGAAAAGCGACCAGAUCUGUCCCAAAUAUCUUCUCUCUCUCUCUCUCUCGAUCUGCCUGUCAUUACACACACACACACACACACACACAGAGUCUACCACCCUAUCCUGCCAUCCUUCGCCAGCGAUCUAUCUAUCUGUCUAUCUACCUCCAAGCCACUCCGUAACCACUAUCUUUUACAACCAGCCAGAAAACCGAUGGAAUGACCAGCCGGCCAGUGCCUCCUGCAGCCGCACACAGGUGGAUAGACAGCAAACAACACCACCAACAACAACAACCACACCACCACCACCACCAACAACAACAACACCAGCACCAACCACAGACACCACCACCACCACCACCAUCAGUACCCCGCACACGAACACCACCACCAUCAACCCUACCACCACCAUCACCACCACCAACACAACCAACCACCACCUCCACAUUACCACUUACAACAGCAACAACAGCAACAACAACAUCUGCAGUAUAGUAGAGCUAGAAUGUCGGCGCCGUCAAGUGUCAGCGGAGGACGAACCAACAGGACUACUACCAACCAGAACAAACCUGAUGUGAUACCCUCUCCCACCAUGUCCGGCUCACCCAGGGGAAAGGUAAGCAAUCAAUAUUUAUUGGACUUUACUGAUUUGAACUACCCAAAGACAUCGAUGCCAGCCAGCAGUCCAAACACGAGCAGUAGCCAGUCGAGUAACCAGAGCCAGUCGGGAGAACAGCUGAGCAAGACGAAUCUCUAUAUCCGCGGAUUGAGCAAACACACCACUGACAAGGAUCUUCUGGCCAUGUGUGAAAGCUAUGGGAAAAUUACCUCUACUAAGGCUAUAAUCGACAGUCAACUUUCAACAUGUAAAGGCUACGGGUUUGUCGAUUUUGAGACUCCACAAGCUGCUGAAUAUGCAGUCCAAGAAUUACAAGCCAGUGGUUUUCAAGCACAAAUGGCAAAGGUCAUACGAAAGAGGGAACCGAGGAUCCGGGAACCGUUUCCGACAAGGGAUCAUGGUAUGCAGAAGCAAAGAGGGACCACUAUGUUUGGAUCAGAAGCUGAGAGCAGCCACAUGCGAAAGAUGACAUCUUUUGGAGGGCAACAAGAGCAAGAUCCGACCAAUUUGUAUAUUGCCAAUCUUCCGCCAUAUUUCACCGAAGAACACCUGGAGAAUUUGUUCAAGGAAUAUGGAACUGUGAUUUCGACAAGGAUUUUACGGAAAUUGGACGGCCAGAGUAGAGGGGUGGGAUUUGCACGGAUGGAGAGCAAAGAGAAAUGUGAACAGAUUAUUCAAAACUUUAAUUCCAAAAUUUUGGCAGGUGGCAAUGAGCCUCUUUUGGUAAAAUUUGCUGAUGGUGGCAGUAAAAAAAAAGCUCAAUAUCAACAAAACCGUUCCUGGACAGAAAGGGCUGAUGCCAACAAUUAUAGCUUUGUAGCUGGAAUACCUGUUGGCUAUGACCAGUCAAGCAUUGCUCAAAAUGGUCUUUAUCUGCCUUACAGUGUGGGGGCCGCGCCCCCUGGGGGGGCAGCAGCAGCAGGCGGAGGUGGAGCAGUUGCCACAGCGAUGAUUCCAGCAGGGAUGAUGCCGAGGUACUCCAUGUCCACCACCCCAGUCACCACAUACCAAGUACAGUCCACCAACCCUGGCUGGAUGCACCACCCACAGUAUAUCAUGCCACCCAUUGCGCAUAUGAUCCCAAACACCGUACACCCUGGGAGCCACAGUCUUGACCCCACUUCUGUAAUGCCGACCCUCACAACCCAGAUGGGACAACUACAACUGUCCAGCACUUCGUACGUCUCUGGGCCUCAUGCAACUUAUACUCAAAUCCCUUAUCAGCCACAAGGUGGCACUGUUGUACAAACAGUCCCCGUUGAGGACCAUAAUGCACCACCGGUUGGAAAUGAUGAGAGCCAACAUCAUUUCCAGACAUACCAGACAGCGCCCCCUCCCAAGUAGGAGCCAUUUUCUGAGGAAAAAAGGCAAUUUGACCCUGAUGUAACAACAAUUUGACUGACCUCAUGCAAUGUUGAAGUUUGCUGUGAAUAUUUCAGGAGACAAAACAUGUGAAAUGGAAAUACUGAUGUAUAUAUGUAUAUAUAUAUACAUGUAUGUAUAUAUAUAUAUGUGUAUAUAUAUAUAUAUGUUUGUGUGUGUAUAUGUAUGUAUAUAUAUGUAUACAUAUGCAUAAUUAUGUAUAUAAAGAUUGUAAAAGAAAAAGAGAAUUGUCUCUCUAUCCUCAAACCCAGAACUUAAAUGGAAACGAACGAUGUUUCAAAGAAAAACUGAAAUACUUUUUUUUUGACUUUUAUUAAUGAAAAAAGAAUUUGAAGAUGAAGAAGAAAGUAGCAACUCUGAUAUGGAGAUGUUUUGUUGAAGAAUGGGGGGGGGGAAUAAAUGGAAGAAAAAAAAGAAUUUUUUUUUUUUUUUUUUGAAAUUUUAAAAUGAAAAAAAAAUUUUUAUUAAAAAAAAAAUGGAAGAAAAAAAAAUUUAUUAAAAAAAAAAGAACAAAACCAAACAAAAGAAAAAAGAAGGAAGAUUGGAUCCCUGGUUCUUGAUCCAAGACUUGAUCCCAUAUUGUAUGCAGGGAGAUUCCCCCACCCCCCUCACAGUAAACUCUUGAAAGGAGAGAAAGGCUGUUGCUGGAUGGUGAUGAUGAUGAUGAUGAUAAAGAAAAGUAAUGAUGACAAUGAUGAUGAUGAUGAUGAUGAUGAGGAUUAUAACAACAACAACAUUGGAUGUUUGCAUCAUCUCGAUUCAAAAUAAUAGGGGAGAGAAAAAUGGUUUUUAGGGGUGGGGGUCGGAUAAUGUGUUGUUUUUGUUUGUUUUGUUUUUUUUUUUCUAGUUU
This is a messenger RNA of Octopus sinensis (East Asian common octopus), 3571 nucleotides long. RefSeq names its product RNA-binding motif, single-stranded-interacting protein 2. The coding region runs from base 1225 to 2682 and encodes 485 amino acids. NCBI's taxonomy places the organism in Eukaryota, Metazoa, Mollusca, Cephalopoda, Octopoda, Octopodidae. The transcript has 14 exons. Gene Ontology annotation, molecular function: poly(U) RNA binding; mRNA 3'-UTR binding; poly(A) binding. Gene Ontology annotation, cellular component: nucleus; cytosol; ribonucleoprotein complex. The record is from RefSeq and is a predicted model, not a curated record.